CAAGAUACAUUCAAUCACUGAAAGUUCUCUAAAAAAAAUGGUCAGAUUUCUUAACCCCAUUUUCCUCUCCUGCCUGUACAUAAUUUUCAUACAUUCCCUUUCGGUCAAUGCAACAACUCUGCAAUCUGAUAUUGAUGUUCUAGAGGCCUUCAAGACAUCGAUAGACCCUUUUUCAAUCUCCACGGAUUCCUUCCUCAGUAGUUGGGAUUUCAACUUGGACCCUUGUGAGACAACGGGGGCAAGUUUCUUGGGCAUUCUUUGCACAGUUCCUGAUGUGGACACUAACUCCUCAGGCCGGAUAAUGGAAAUCGAUCUAGAAGGAGAUGAACUGGAGGGCUUCUUGACAUCGUCAAUCGGGAACUUAACUGAACUUGUCUCUCUGAAUCUAGGCAGGAACAGGUUUAGAGGGCCAGUGCCUGAGACUAUCACUAAUUUGAGGAAACUCACUAGUCUUCAACUUUAUGAGAAUUUUUUCUCUGGUAGUCUUGUUAAUGGCAUUGGUGAACUCACAAAACUUGAAAUCCUUGAUGUCUCAAAUAAUAGGCUCUCUGGUUCAAUCCCUUCAUCAAUUACAUCACUUCGAAGUUUGACUCAAUUAGACCUGUCUAACAAUGAAUUGACAGGAAAACUUCCUCAACUUAAUGGUCUAUGGCAACUCUCUUCAUUCGAUCUUUCCAAUAACCAAAUUUAUGGGAAUUUGCCACAGUUCCCAUUGAAGAUCAAGACACUAUCACUUGGUCACAACUUGCUCUCAGGACACAUUACCCCGGUGCAUAAACUUAGACAUCUCAGAACAUUAGACCUUAGUGAUAACAGAUUUUCAGGAGGAAUAAACAAGGGGAUCUUCAUGUUACCUGAAUUAAGUUACGCAAACGUUUCAGUAAACCGAUUCACAGUGUUGGAGGUGGUGGAAUUCUCUGAUAAAGAAUCACAGCUUCACACACUGGACGUACAUGCCAAUCGUAUACAUGGCCAUUUGCCUGUGAACUUGAUUAGGUACCCAAACUUAACGGAAGUAAACCUUGGACAUAACCUGUUUUCGGGCGAGAUUCCAUCAGAAUAUUGGCCACGACUCGGGUUUUCAUGGAGAAGUCUCAACUUGGAAUAUAAUAACCUGGAGGGAUCGGUGCCCCGAGACCUCAACAGGACUUUAGAAGGGGUUCAGGGAAGUUUUGAACACAACUGUCUCAUUUGUCCGAAGGGCUUGCAGCUAUGUCAUGGACAGAGGCCAGCAUCAGAAUGUCAUGGAGGAAACCACAAUUAGUUGAGAUAUUUAGCUAGCGUCAGAAUGUCAUGGAGGAGACCAUAAUUAGUUGAGAGAUUUAGCUUUUGAAUGUCUUGAAAAUUACUUACUUUACAUGUAUGGAAUAUCUAAUGUCAGUUUUUCAAGGUUAAAUGUUUUCCUAGUUCCCAAUAUAGUUUAUCAGUUGUAGCCUGUUAUUUCAAUGAAUAACGAGUAGCAUUGGAAUGAAGCAGCUCAUAUCUUCA
Molecule: messenger RNA, 1488 nt
Organism: Capsicum annuum
Lineage: Eukaryota; Viridiplantae; Streptophyta; Magnoliopsida; Solanales; Solanaceae
Product: LRR receptor-like serine/threonine-protein kinase FLS2
Exons: 1
Coding region: 38-1264 (408 amino acids)
Molecular function (GO): protein binding
Source: RefSeq, a predicted model, not a curated record